AUGGUUUGCUAUUCACUACAUGCAGAAAACCCCACAAAAUCAUGCAAAUCAAGAGGUUCAAAUCUUCGUGUUCACUUUAAGAACACUCAUGAAACUUCCCAGGCUAUUAAGGGUAUGCAUAUCCGAAAAGCCAUCAAGUUAUCUGAAGGAUGUCACUUUACAGAGCAAUGUAUGCCAUUCCGUUGUUACAGUGGUGGAGUUGGUAGGAGGGCCCAGGCCAAAGAGUGGGGCUGGAUGCAGGGUUGGUGGCCCAAAAUGAGUGCUGAAUUUUUACUGCACAUGCUCAGAAAUGCAGAGAGUAGUGCUGACCUUAAGGGCUUAGAUGUAGAUUCUCUGGUCAUUGAGCACAUCCAGGUGAACAAAGCCCCCAAGAUGCGGCACAGGACUUACAGAGCUCAUGGUCAGAUCAACCCAUACAUGAGCUCUCCCUGCCACAAUGAGAUGAUCCCUACUGAAAAAGCACAGAUUGUUCCUAAACCAGAAGAGGAGGUUUCACAGAAGAAAAAGCUAUCCCAGAAGAAACUGAAGAAACAAAAACUUACGGCCUGGGAAUAA
This is a messenger RNA of Physeter macrocephalus (sperm whale), 555 nucleotides long. Its product is annotated as 60S ribosomal protein L17-like. The transcript has a single exon. The record is from RefSeq and is a predicted model, not a curated record. Gene Ontology annotation, cellular component: cytosolic large ribosomal subunit; ribosome. Gene Ontology annotation, molecular function: structural constituent of ribosome. Lineage: Eukaryota; Metazoa; Chordata; Mammalia; Artiodactyla; Physeteridae. Gene Ontology annotation, biological process: cytoplasmic translation. Bases 1 to 555 code for a protein of 184 amino acids.